UCGCCAUUUUAACGCGCCGCGCGCAAACGAGAGCCGGCAAGAUGGCGUAGUGUGGGAGAAGUUUCUAUAACACAGAAGUGUGUGUGUGUUGUGAGUGUGUGAGUGUGGCGCAGUUUGCUGAGACCAGACGAUGGUUGUAGUUCCAUCGGGGGUUUGAGACGCGGUCAGCGGUGUGAGCUCGCCCCAGACGGAGCGCACGAUGUCCGCCGAAGUGCUCAGGCCCGUGCCUGGAGGCAGUAGAAGCGGUGGGGGUAAACUGGGGCUCCUGAUCAAUAAGCUUCACACGUACCUGGCUGUUUCUGAAGAGCAGACUGGGGAGAACAGUUUACCCGGGCACUGGAGCGGUGCGAUGGCCAAAGAGUUUAUCGAGCAGCAGCAAGCGGAAUCCCGAGCUGUCGACGAGCCCAGCGUUUCCUCCUCAGCCCGUUCUAGAAGGAAGCCGUUGGUGGUAACCAAGCACAGCGGCCUGAACGAGUCGGACGCGUCCUCUGAGAGUGGAACUGAAGACGUGUUGUCCAUCAACUCCAGUGAACCAGACACGACCUGCCUGCCUAAAGGUACGGUGUUUGUGUUGCCAGAGCCGGUGUCUAACGAAGUCCGUGAUGAGUUCAGAGGUCCAGAAUUUCGCAGCAAACGAGUGAAGCAGAACAAAGACUUUUCCGAAAGACGGAGAGGAGGCUCUGACAUCGAGCGAGUGAACUGUACAGCCUGUGGUCAACAAGUGAACCAUUUCCAGAGAGACUCGGUCUACCAACACCCUGCCCUCAAAGUGCUGAUCUGCAAGUCCUGUUUUAAGUACUACAUGAGUGAUGACAUCAGCAAAGAUGCAGAGGGGAUGGACGAGCAGUGCAGGUGGUGUGCAGAAGGAGGCAGUCUGAUAGGCUGUGACUAUUGCAGCAACGCAUUCUGUAAGAAGUGUGUCCUGAGGAACCUCGGGCGGCGGGAGCUGUCUGCCAUCUUGGAGGAGGAACGCAAGUGGUAUUGUUACGUUUGCAGCCCGGAGCCGCUCAUGGACCUUGUGCUGGCCUGCGACUCUGUGCUUCAGAACCUGGAGAAGAUCUGGGCUCGCAAACGGGCUGGGGUAGGGGGCGGGGCUCGCGGGAAGCAAAGGGGUGGACGUGGCGGGGCAGGGGCAGGGUUUCCGAUGAGCUCGGCGCCCUCGAGGGGUCUGUGCGAUCGCAUGCAGCGCGUCGUGGACAUGACGACAUCGCUGAACCGCUCGUUCGUGGAUUUCAUGCAGAGCGAGAAGGACGAGGAGGUGAGCGAGGAGGAGGACGUGGAUCGAGCGAGGAGACUGAUGAUGUUUCGCACCAUCCUGCAGGACCUGCGCCAGGCCCACACCGCCCUGCAGGAAGCACUGGACCGCGAGCUGUACGGGGGCAAACGGGAGCCUCAGAGACAGCGCGCGAAACCGCGGCAACGGAAACCUCGGGCUCCCAGAGGCUCGUGCGUCACGAAGGAACUAGUGGUGAAGCUGACCCCUGUCCCAGUAGAGACGUCUGGUGAUCCCGAGACCAACGUAGACCCCGGCUCAGUUGGCGCCACCACUGUCGAUAUGGCAGAGACGAACACGCAAAUGAAGGAGGAGGAAAACCCUGGUGAAACGGAGACGACUGAAGGAACGGUAGACAAUACAAAGGGACCAGAAGAGACGAAGGCGGAGGAGGAGUGUGAGGGGAAAGGAGGUGUGGCGAUGGAGGAGGAAAACAGCGACGACGAAGACGAAGACGACGAGCUGGAAAUGGCAGAGGAAAACAAGCGCUCGCCACGUGUCAAGAUGACUCCGCGGAGACGGCGCUCGGACGCGACACACGCCGGCCUGGAGGAGGACUCCGACUCGGACGAAGUGCCCGCUGUGCUCCUGCAGACCGCCACCGCCGCCAUGGCCAGUAGCGAGGAGGAGGGUGGGGUCGACAGCGACGGGGGCGCGGCCGACCCAAACCAGGAAGUCAGAAAGCAGUGCCUGUUCGGAUUGGUCAAAACCACACCACCAUGCCAAGAUCGAACGUCACGCAAGCGGAAACUGAAAGAGAGGUCCUCGUCUACGUCUUCGUCGUCGUCGUCUUCAGUUGUUGAAGUCGGGGAUUCGGGGUCGAAGGUCAGGAGAACCGUAGGUCUUCCUCACAAGGUCACAAAGACUGCAGCAGACAGCGAGAGUUCAUCAAGCGACCAGGAAAUGGACAGCAGUGACUCGGACGAGCUGGACCAGAAGAUUAAACCGCUGAAUGACGUCGCGCUGAUGGGUUCUGGAACGUUCCAGCAGUCCUCUGGUGAUGAGGUGGACACGUGCCCAGCCCCGAUCGUCUUGGAUGAAGAUGAUGUGGAGAAUAGAAUCGCCAAACAGCUUCUGUUGGCUGAGAUCAGAGCAAAUUUAUCCUCCAGCUCCGGUCAGGACGACACGUCAGAUGCCGAAUCCAAGGUUGAAGAGGACGAUGAGGACAAGGACGAUAUGAAGGAGGGAGAUGGAGAGAAGAAUGACGCUGAAGACAGUGAGCUGACCGAUAACAGCUCCGACUCGGACAGUCCCGCUAGACCCUCGCUGUCUCGUCACCGCCUCCUGCAAUGUUCCGUGACCCUGUGGGAGGUUGCGUCCCAGGAUGACGGCAAUAAACCUGAUGAUAAGAGGCCAAAAAGGAAAAAGACGCAGUCGUCCAAAAUAUCAGACAGCAGUGACGAGCGAGAUUCAGCCAGUGAGGAUUCUGCACUGAGUGAGGUGAUCAGCCAAUCAGAAGACGAGAACGCCAGCGUCCUGGAGGACUUGGUUGAUGACGGCGAACCUCGUACACCUCCUCCUAAGGACAUGGGUGACGGCCCCACGGACGGUGAAAACGCAGAGAAUUGUACGGGCACACCGAAGGGCCGCAGGAAGAUCCGGAAAAUUCUGGAGGUUCAGCAGCUGGCAAAAGAGACUCAGGAGGCACUAAGAGAGGAGGAGGAGAGGAGGAAGAGGCUGGCUGAGAGAGAACAACAGCGACGACAGGAGGAGAAGAGCAAGGAACACGGACGAGAGGACCCAGAGGUGAUGAUAAUAGCUAGGACCCCUGCCGCCAGGCCCAUCCCUCUGGUGCUAGAACUUGAUGAUGCAACACGGGAAUGUCUGGUAGAGGUGGACACACAGCUGCUGGUUAAACUCAAACCUCACCAACGCCAGGGUGUGCAGUUUAUGUGGGACAGCUGCUGUGAGUCCAUAGCGAAGGUGAAAGUGUCUCCUGGUUCUGGCUGCCUGCUCGCCCAUUGCAUGGGACUCGGAAAAACGCUGCAGGUGAUCACUUUUCUGCACACGGUGUUGACGUCCGAGAGGGUAGAGCUGAAGACGGCGCUGGUGGUGUGUCCUCUAAACACAGUGCUCAACUGGAGGUCCGAGUUCGACAAAUGGCAGCGUGGCAUCGUCAAAAAGAAAUUGGAAGUGAUGGAUUUAGUGAAGGUGAAGUCGGUGUGUUCUCGUGUAAAUGCUCUGACAAGUUGGCACAGGAGCGGUGGUGUGUUGAUCUUGAGUUAUGAAUUGUACCGCAUGCUCAUAAAUGGAGAUCAAGGGAAAUAUGGCAAACAGCAAGAGACCCUACUCAGAGCUCUGCAGGACCCAGGGCCCGAUGUAGUGGUGUGUGACGAAGGCCACCUUCUAAAAAACGAAGCGACCGCCAUCUGUAAAGCGAUGCGUUCCAUUCGCACACGCCGGCGAAUCGUCCUGACAGGAACGCCGCUUCAAAACAACCUCAGCGAGUAUCACUGCAUGGUGAGUUUUGUGAAGCAGAACCUCCUGGGUUCCCUGCGCGAGUUCCGGAACCGUUUCAUGAACCCCAUCCAGAACGGCCAGUGCGCCGACUCCACACCGUCUGACGUGAGGCUGAUGAAGAAACGCGUUCACGUCCUACAUGAACUCCUCGCUGGAUGUGUUCAGAGGCGGGAUUAUACUGUUCUGAUGCCUUUCCUGCCACCCAAGCGAGAAUACGUUCUGUCCAUCAGGAUGACCCCACUACAGUGCAGACUGUACACACACUAUCUACAGAACUGCACCGGAGAGGGUGUGAACACUUUAUUUCAGGAUUUUCAGAUCCUGAGUCUGAUUUGGACACAUCCAUGGUGCCUUCAACUCUCUGACCACAAUCGAGGAAACAAGGGCAGAGUGGAGGAGAUUCUUUCUGAAAUUGCAGAGACUGGUGAGGUUUCCGAAGUGACACAGCCACAGAACGCAGAUGAACGAGCAUUGGCAGAGAGCAGAGAUCCCAACUUAGCCAAAACUUCACUAGAAGAGGAGCGCAGGGUGGUGAAUGGAUCAAUGGCGGGUUGGUACAGAGAGUUUGUAUCUGACAGUGAUGCAAAGAUCCUGGAGCAUUCUGGGAAAUUGACGCUGCUGAUGGAGAUCCUGCACUGCGCCGAGCAACAGCACGAGAAAGUGUUGGUGUUUAGUCAGUCACUUGUUUCACUGGACCUGAUUGAGACCUUCUUGGAAUUGGCUAAUAAGGCAAAGAUAGAGGCAAAGUCCAGUGUGUAUAAAGGGAAGCAAAUGUGGGUACGGAACAAGGACUAUUAUCGUCUGGACGGUUCAACUACUGCUACAGCCCGCAAGAAAUGGGCUCAAGAGUUCAAUAACGUCAGAAACACACGCUGCAGGUUGUUUCUGAUCUCUACUCGAGCUGGAUCAUUAGGGAUUAAUCUCGUAGCAGCGAAUCGAGUCGUCGUGUUCGACGCUUCAUGGAAUCCAGUGUAUGACAUCCAGAGCAUGUUUAGAGUGUAUCGCUUCGGCCAGAAAAAAGCAGUGUACAUCUACCGCUUCCUAGCACAGGGAACGAUGGAGCAGAAGAUAUACGAGCGUCAGGUGGCGAAACAGUCUCUGUCGUCUCGUGUGGUGGACCAGCAGCAGAUCCAGCGCCACUUCACACAAAGCCAACUGAGGGAGCUGUACCACUUCCAACCUGACCCUUGUGUCCAAAAACACAUUGUGGAGCCUGCGGAUAAGGUGCUGGCGGUGCUCCUGCAGUGCUGUGGGGAGGCCAUAGUGUCGUUCCAUGAACAUGAUUCACUGUUGGGUCACAGGGUGGAAGAGGAGCUCAGCAUGGAGGAGAGGAAGGAGGCAUGGGAGGAGUACAAGCUUGAGGAGACCCGUGUCUCUGCCCAAGAUUCAGGAGAACUGUGGAGGAAGAGCAACCAAGAGCUGAAGGCGAUGUUAGAGAGCGGUCGUAUGGAUCCACAGAAAGCUUCACAGAACAUCAAACCCAAAUGCUUGGAAGUGAUGAAACUUGACCCUAUGAUGGACAGAGAGAAGCUGAAGCAGAAAGCUGUUCGGACUUAUGAGAGGUUUAAAAAAGACACACAAGGCAGGGUUGAGAUUUGCCAGCGGCAGGUCUUUAGUCAGCAGAAGCAGAUUUUGGAGAACAGGGCGGGGCUCAGCAGCAGCGCUCCACCCUCAGUGUCUGUCAGUUCAGCAUAUGAAGCAGGAGGAUCCUCCUCAGCCCCGCCCACUCCACUAGUCCAGAGCAGCCAAUCGAACGGCUCCGUCAAUCAGCCACAGUGAGAGUAUUCUUCUCAUGAGAGGAGAUCAGAGAUAAGUUUACACUGGAGCUCCCGUAGAGCUGAAUACAACUACAGCAACUACCAUGACAACAGCAUCGCUACGGAGCAGCACGCUAGCAUGCUAGUUCAGCCUGUGUGCUAGUGUUAUAAAUUCUUACGGGUGUGUUUUCUUCCCCAUCCUGGUUUUUUUUUACCUGUUCAUUACUUGAUUCUACUUUUCUACAUAUUAAUGUUGUUCAUAAAUUAUGGUUUCUGCUAUAAUUUAAUUGGCCAGAAAGAUAAAACCAAAGAUGUUAUAUAACGUUGUGUGUGUGUGUGUGUGUGUGUAAGUGUUUACACGGGUCACUACUGAAGAGAAAUAAUUUAUGAAACACUAAUAAAGAUUCUGCUUUCUGAUUAGA
Silurus meridionalis is the source of this 5912-nucleotide messenger RNA. RefSeq names its product transcriptional regulator ATRX-like. Gene Ontology annotation, cellular component: nucleus. Lineage: Eukaryota; Metazoa; Chordata; Actinopteri; Siluriformes; Siluridae. The coding region runs from base 200 to 5512 and encodes 1770 amino acids. The record is from RefSeq and is a predicted model, not a curated record. The transcript is spliced from 36 exons. Gene Ontology annotation, molecular function: ATP-dependent chromatin remodeler activity; ATP binding; ATP hydrolysis activity.